CUUAGGCAGGCCCGGGGACAGCUCACUGUGUGUACGUGGUGGCUGGAAUCAGGGCUAAAGGAGCAUUUUGAACCAAGGGCCAAGAAAGAGGAACCCAGUACCAGGAAUUGUGACUCAUGAGAGCCAGCUCUGUAAGGGAUGCUAUGGAAUAUGAUGCGAAGCUGGCCCGGUUCCGGCAGGCCCACCUCAACCCUUUCAACAAGCAGGCUGGACCACGGCAGCAUGAGCAGGGGCCUCAUGAGGAAGGCUUGGAGGUUGCUUCUGAAGAGGCCCUGCCUGAGCUGCCUUCUGAGGAGCCGGAGUUCCGAUGCACUGAGCGCGUGAUGGAUCUUGGGCUUUCUGAAGACCACUUCUCCCGGCCCAUGGGCACAUUCUCAGCUUCUGACAUCCAGCAGCUGAGGCAGGCGAUUGAGGAAUGCAAGCAAGUGAUUCUGGAGCUGCCCGAACAGUCGGAGAAGCAGAAGGAUGCUGUGGUGAGGCUCAUCCACCUCCGGCUGAAGCUCCAGGAGCUGAAGGAUCCCAAUGAGGAUGAGCCCAACAUCCGUGUUCUCCUCCAGCACCGCUUCUACAAGGAGAAGAGCAAGGGUGUCAAGCAAACCUGUGACAAGUGCAACACCAUCAUCUGGGGGCUCCUUCAGACCUGGUACACCUGCACAGGGUGUUACUACCGCUGUCACAGCAAGUGCUUGAACCUCAUAUCCAAGCCCUGCGUGAGUUCCAAAGUCAGCCACCAAGCUGAGUAUGAGCUGAGCAUCUGCCCUGAGACCGGGCUGGACAGCCAGGACUACCGCUGUGCCGAGUGCCGGGCGCCCAUUUCCCUGCGGGGUGUGCCUAGCGAGGCACGGCAGUGUGACUACACUGGCCAGUACUUCUGCAGCCACUGCCACUGGAACGACCUGGCUGUCAUCCCCGCACGUGUUGUCCACAACUGGGACUUUGAGCCCCGCAAGGUGUCUCGCUGCAGCAUGCGUUACCUGACGCUCAUGGUGUCCCGGCCAGUGCUCAGGCUCCGAGAGAUCAACCCUUUGCUGUUCAAUUAUGUGGAAGAGCUGGUGGAGAUCCGGAAGCUGCGCCAGGACAUCCUGCUCAUGAAGCCUUACUUCAUCACCUGCAGGGAGGCCAUGGAGGCUCGACUGCUGCUGCAGCUCCAGGAUCGGCAGCAUUUUGUGGAGAACGACGAGAUGUACUCCGUCCAGGACCUCCUGGACGUGCACAUGGGCCGCCUGGGCUGCUCGCUCACUGAGAUCCACACGCUGUUUGCCAAGCACAUCAAGCUGGACUGCGAGCGGUGCCAGGCCAAGGGCUUCGUGUGUGAGCUGUGCAGAGAGGGUGACGUGCUGUUCCCAUUCGAUAGCCACACAUCCGUGUGCACCGACUGCUCGGCCGUGUUCCACAGGGACUGCUACUAUGACAACUCGACCACGUGUCCCAAGUGUGCCCGGCUCAGCCUACGGAAGCAGUCGCUCUUCCAGGAUCCUGGCCCAGAGGAGGAUGUUUAGUGCGCUGGGGGACAGCACCAGGCACCUCCACCUGCCUGCAUAGCACCCACCUUGUUCGGCCUUGCAAAGUCAAGGUGUGCAUUCUGCUGUGGCGACCCCUGGGCUGUAGCCCUUGGACCUCCUCACCCUUGCUGUACCAGAGGUGGGUGAGCAGCGCUCGCAAGGACCACCAACCCUCGUGUGCUUGCUGGGACUCUGGCAGCUGCACUU
Ochotona princeps (American pika) is the source of this 1709-nucleotide messenger RNA. RefSeq names its product differentially expressed in FDCP 8 homolog (gene DEF8). The record is from RefSeq and is a predicted model, not a curated record. The transcript is spliced from 12 exons. Bases 117 to 1499 code for a protein of 460 amino acids. NCBI's taxonomy places the organism in Eukaryota, Metazoa, Chordata, Mammalia, Lagomorpha, Ochotonidae.